Molecule: messenger RNA, 1876 nt
Organism: Bicyclus anynana (squinting bush brown)
Lineage: Eukaryota; Metazoa; Arthropoda; Insecta; Lepidoptera; Nymphalidae
Product: aldehyde oxidase 1
Exons: 8
Coding region: 35-1876 (613 amino acids)
Molecular function (GO): iron ion binding; oxidoreductase activity; 2 iron, 2 sulfur cluster binding
Source: RefSeq, a predicted model, not a curated record
CGUUCACUGCCGGCGGAUCGGUGGAGGCUACGGUAUGAAGCUAGGCCGCGCCAACCAACCGACUGUGGCGACGGCCCUUGGGGCUCUGCUGCUCAACGUGCCCGUCCGCAUGGUCUGCACACUGAACACCAACAUGAAGGCUAUGGGAAAACGCAUGCCCUGCUCUAGAUACUUCGAGGCUGGUGUAAACAAAAAUGGAGUAAUUCAAUACGCUGAUGUUCACCUGUAUGGUGACAACGGAUGGGUUGUCAACGAGCCCUUGUUGGCUCUAGGAAUGGAUGUGUACCACAACUGUUAUAACAAGGAUCUGUUUAACUAUACAGCUUACAACGUCAUCACCGACACCGCCUCAAACACUUGGUGCCGGUCCCCUGGCACGCUAGAAAACAUUGCUAUGGCUGAACUGAUGAUAGAACGUAUAGCAUGUGAAUUGGGCCUGGAUCCACUUGAUGUGCGGAUGGCAAACUUGGGAGAUGAUACUCGCGAAGAUAUAACCAAAAUGGUAGACACCCUUAUCAAAAAUUCACGAUACUACGAGAGAAAAGCAGCUGUUGAAAAAUUCAAUGAAAACAAUAGGUGGACAAAACGUGGAAUAAGACUUUGUUUACUGAGGUGGGAACCAGUCGGUUACAUGAACCUUGACGUUACCCUAACUGUAUGUGCCGACGAUGGGACCGUUAUUAUAACCCACGGUGGAAUCGAGAUGGGUCAAGGUGUCAAUGCAAAAGCAAUUCAAAUAGCUUCAUACAUACUAAAAGUACCAGUUGAAAAAAUUCAGGUCAAGGCUAACAGCAAUAUUGCCGUCCCGAACUGCUCUCCUUCUGGAGGCAGCAUAACCUCCCAAAAUGUUGGAAUCGGUGUACGAAAAUGUUGCGAGGAACUUUUGGAGAGACUUGCCCCUAUCAAAAGUGAAAUGGGUGAUCCUACUUGGGUGCAACUGAUUCAAAAAGCUUUCGCAUCGCAGGUGCAGCUAAGAGUAACUUGUUACACUACUUUAGCUGAUAUGCUGAAAUACCAUAUAUGUGGUGCGGCUAUGGCUGAAGUCCAAGUUGAUAUAUUGACUGGAGAAUUUGAAAUUAUAAAAACUGAGAUGAUGGUAGAUUGUGGACAAAGUAUAAAUCCUGGAAUUGAUUGCGGACAAAUCGAAGGUGCAUUUUUGAUGGGUAUCGGUUACUGGACAUCUGAAAACUUGGUCUACGACUCGAGCACCGGCGAGUGUGUGUCGGACCGCUCGUGGUACUACUGGCCGCCUCAAGCGUGUGACAUUCCGCAGUCCAGCACGCUGAUGUUCAAGCCGCGCGGAUACAGUUCCGAAAUUGUUUACGGAGCAAAAGGUACCGGAGAGCCGGCGACGUGCAUGAGUGUCGUGGUGAUGUUCGCGUUGAGAGCCGCUAUAGAAGCAGCCCGAACAGACUGCGGAUUGAAUCGCAACGAAUGGUACACAAUAGAUGGCUCCAUGACUCUCGAGAAGCUUUGCUUGGCAGCAUCAAGCAGCAUACAAGACUUCAAAAUUAAGACCCAAGGUUGCUUGGAAGAAUGUGACCGCCUUUCUGCGACGAAUGGGAAACGUGGAAACCGCGGCGCGGGCAAGCCACCUCCGCUGGCCGCGUUUAUGAUUAUUAUUAUUGGCUCUGAGAUCAGUUCAUCCGACACACUACUGGAGGUCCUGCGGCGCUCGCUGCAGCUGCGCGGCACCAAGUACAACUGCUUGGAAGGAGGCUGCGGCGCCUGCAUCGUCAGCGUGAUCAAGCGGGAUGGCGAGGCGCCGCAAGGAGUCAACUCGGUUUGUAUAGUGAACGAAGACGCUCGUCACAUCAUCCGCCUUAAGACCUCCCUAAUCCGACCCUGUUCUGAGGGACCUUUUGCUUUUAUAUAA